Hylaeus volcanicus is the source of this 3537-nucleotide messenger RNA. Its product is annotated as UNC93-like protein. Gene Ontology annotation, biological process: regulation of potassium ion transport; regulation of muscle contraction. The transcript is spliced from 7 exons. The record is from RefSeq and is a predicted model, not a curated record. Gene Ontology annotation, molecular function: potassium channel regulator activity. Gene Ontology annotation, cellular component: striated muscle dense body; plasma membrane. Bases 616 to 2097 code for a protein of 493 amino acids. Lineage: Eukaryota; Metazoa; Arthropoda; Insecta; Hymenoptera; Colletidae.
AGAUCAGACUAAAAUUCAAACGCGCCCCUCUCUCUUCGAAGCUUUCUGGAGAUGAAAGUCGCGUUGUGCUCGUUCAGUCGAGAGUGUUUCGGAAAAUUGUACACCCGAGGAUCGAGUCGAUCCGGGAUCUCUGCGAGCGAUGUAACGGUGGUCAGUCUUGGAACUCUGAAAUUAAGACACUUUUGAUUCUAUGAGCACUCUUUUCGUAUUUACAAUCUGUAGCAUUUAGCCGCAGAACUAAUUCAAGCUCGACCGAAGCAGGUAUGACGAAACCAUCGCAUUCGUCCCCAGCAUCCAAAGCACCACUCGUCAACUAGUCUCUAGGAAGAGAAACUCGGAAGCUAUUGAUAAGCGGAACACUCGUCCUACGCGGUUGGUAUCGCGGUAAUAUUUCAAUCUACCCAUCAACAUAUUUCAUCAUGCGCCAGGAGACCCUCCUCUCUUCACCCGUCGCGUGAAUUCUUCGUUUGAGAGUCUGGUUCUCAUGUAACGACCGACAGCUUCGAUACGCAAAACCGCCACGUGAUCGCCGAACGUGAUCUCCCAUUCCGCAUCUGGGAUUCGACGAGAUUUUAAUUCCUUUCGAGACUUUCACCUCCGUCGAACGGACAGAUCAUGGCGAUGGAUAAGACGAACGCCACGGGACAGUUCGCAGAAGUGCCGAUCGAGAGGAUCGAAUACAAGCCCUCCGAACGAUGGAGAAUCUGGAGGAAUAUUUUAGUGAUCGGUGCCGCAUUUAUGGUGAAUUUCACGGCGUUCAUGGGGGCCACCAACCUCCAGAGCUCCAUCAACGCGGACCAAUCUUUAGGCACCUUCACGCUUGCGUCUAUUUACGGGAGUCUGAUAUUUAGCAAUAUCUUUCUACCGACCUUGAUUAUCAGCUUGCUGGGAUGCAAAUGGACGAUAUCACUCUGUAUCCUGACGUACGUGCCCUUCAUGGCCGCCCAGUUUUACCCGAAAUUUUACACCAUGAUACCAGCUGGAUUGCUGUUGGGAAUCGGUGCUGGACCACUAUGGUGCGCCAAGUGCACUUACCUGACCGUCGCCGCCGAGGCGUUCUCCACCCUCUCGGACGUGGCCGCUGACGUCCUCGUCACGAGAUUCUUCGGUGUGUUCUUCAUGUUCUACCAGAUGGCGCAGGUCUGGGGAAAUCUCAUAUCUUCGGCAGUUCUCUCGUACGCGGUGGACGAGGUGCCAGCGAACGUCACGGUACUAAAUAGCAGCGUCGUGGCGGAAGCGUGCGGGGCCAAUUUCUGCGGCGCCACUUCCGGUAGCGCUGAAUCCCCAGCAAUAGAACGACCGCCGGAGGAAAGGAUUCAUCUGAUUUCAAGCAUUUAUCUGGUCUGCAUGAUUGUCGCCUCCUUAAUUGUCGCGUUCGGGGUUGAUUCUCUCUCGAGGUACAAUAGAGGGAGAUCAGGUUCUGGAACAGGAUUGUCUGGGAUCAAGUUACUGGCCGUGACAUUGAAUCUGUUGAAGGAAAAGAGUCAGCUCCUCAUCUUGCCUAUAAUAAUUUUUAUCGGAGCUGAGCAAGCGUUUCUGUUCGCCGAUUACAAUGCCUCCUUCGUGUCCUGCGCAUGGGGAAUCAGCAACAUUGGCUACGUGAUGAUCUGUUUUGGGAUCACAAACGCCGUAGCUGCAUUAGGCGCUGGGUCUCUAAUGAAACUGACGGGACGAAAGCCUCUAAUGAUUUUCGCUUUCUGUCUUCACAUGGGGAUUUUAGUGUUCCUGUUGCAGUGGAAACCGACUCCUAAUCAGACCGCCACGUUCUUCCUGAUGUCUGGUUUAUGGGGGAUCUGCGACUCCAUGUGGCUGGUGCAAGUCAAUGCCCUGUCUGGGAUACUAUUCCCAGGCAAAGAGGAAGCAGCCUUCUCGAACUUCCGUUUGUGGGAGUCAACUGGCUCGGUGAUCACCUACGCCUACAGUCCCUACCUCUGCACCCACAUGAAGAUCUACGUCCUCAUGGGAAUCCUCUGUCUCGGAAUGGUGGGCUACGGUCUCAUCGAGUGGUCCGGGAAGACGGACAGAGCCGUGCCAGCAUCCAAGCCCGAUUUCGAGUUGGUCACGAACAGCGAUCCGAAUGACACUACGAAACUUUGAAGCUAUGCAAACAUAACCUCCUCCUAGACGUUAGGACAUCGAGCACUCCAGCGAAAUAAUUGUACGAUAUUGCAGUACUUACCGUUUCGUACAAAUCCAACACAAUUGAGAUGUAAAUAUGGAGAUGUAAAUAUAUCUCUCCCUUUGGCCUGAUAAGAAAGUUUCGAAGACGUAGGCGUGCUUUCGCUGCAAAUCGCCAGGGCUUCCGUUCAAAGAGAUACUGAUGAAUAAUUUCAGAAAGUUCGGACGCAUAAUCGUGUAAAUAAUAUAUAAUUCCGUUAUACAUAGAAAUCAUACAUAAAUGAGCGACGUACAUAGUGUAUUAUGUACAGAGUCGGUGGAAUGCGCAGUCAGGGCCUGAAGGUAUGCAAUCUUUGUGUGAUUUGUACCACAAUAUAUGUUUUUAUUUUAUUCUUGUGGACACCUACUAGAUUUUACACAGGUAUUUUUUUCGCUUAACCGCUAAGGAUUCUCGUCUCCGUUCACUUUUAAAUACGUAGUUUAAUGUUACAUCGUGUGUCUAGGUGCUAACAUUCAAGCUAAAGCUACGGCUGCUUAAUUUAAUUGUAUACUUAAUGUGUUUAAUUGCAUUCAACUGUUCCGAGUGUGUAAAUGUAACUGUGUGUAUGCCAACGUAUGCGUGUGUUACGUUGAACACGUGUCACUGUCGCAACGUAUAUGUUUGCGUGUGUUCUGUAUGUAUCGUAUGCUCGUCGUUUAAUGCGCUGUCACGAUCAAUUGUCUCCCGUCUUUAGGAUCGAAAAGGCGUUAGGCGAAUUCACCGACCGUUUUACGCCCGUUUGUUUCCUAUUCUCGUUUCAUCCACGAUCGAUCCUCUCACGCUGGAUCUACGCCCGCAUGAAUAAAUCGCGACGUGGAAUCAAUUGACCCUGCAUCUUGUCAUUCGCACGUGGUCAAGACUCGCCUGAUUGUAUUUGUGAAUCGUGUUGGCUAGCUUAACCAUCGUUUAUGUACAAUUCAAGUUCUGCAGUUCAGUUAUAUACUUUAUAAAACGUAGUAGGAACUUUGGUUUCGCUGGGCAAUGUUUCAGAAGCAGUUUCCUCUUGUUUCGCUUGCAAACGAAAAAAAUUCCGUCUUCCCGUGGUUCGUCGUCGUCGUUUUUUUUUUCUUCUUCUUUUUCUCUACUUUUCCUUUUUUUCUAUUUCGUGUGUCCGUCGUGUAUUUUGUUUCCGUUCCGUGUUUUCUUUUCCUCCUGGUAACGUUAUUUUUCACCGCGUACUUUUGGACAGCCUGAACAAGUGAUUCGGCCGGAAACUGUUAUAAAACAUUCGCCCGUGGAUCUAUCUUCCUUAGAAAUAUGACACUCACGAAUACAAUUCACGAUUUUUUUUUUUGUGUGUAAUACUCAUGUUUAUAUUUCCGUAAUGAUCUAUUUGAAUAUCAAUUUCACGAAGAAAAUACACAAGAUUCGUAAACUUU